AAGUCUUACUCAAACUUCCAAUAUGGUCUAGAAAUUAUUAAAAACAAAAUAAUCCUGAUAUUGCUCAAGUCACUAUAAAUUUGAUUUCAUAAUACUUGAGAACAAAUUAUUAUUAAAUUUGAAAGAAAACGAAAGAAUUAUGCUAAAUACUUUGUCUAUGGGAUAUAUUUUAUUUGAAAGUGAUUUGAUAUCUGCGUGAACAAAUAAUGAAAGAAGAAGAAAUAUUGAAAUACAAAUGACAAACAUAGAAUCGUACAAUAAAUUUGAUAACUAUAUUGAUAUUAAAAUUUGAAAAAUCAGACGUAAAAUGUAUUCGAACGAAUCAACAAAGAAAUCAAAACAUAGUGGAUCUUCCAAAAAGAGAAGCAAAAAGAAUACUUGGGGAUCACGUGAACGAACUAGCAUGUCCUUUCUGAUUGUCAUUGCAUUUUUUGCAAUAUUUGGAAUCAUAAUCUUAACAGAGGUUUUGAUGAUAGAUGAUAGAAACAGUGUUCAAGUUCGCCAUGUCAAUGUAAAUAAUCGUUUCAGUGAAUCCGUGCCUGAUUAUGAGGAUGUGAAAGAAGAUUACGCGGAUGAUUCAAGUAUUUUUAUUCGAGAGAAUAGAUUUGCAGCAUCAGCAAUAAGUAGCUUAUUCAAGAAGAGAAAACUCGAUCCUCAAGAUAAAUUAAUGAGUGGAAUACCAGUUGUUCCAGACAAUGAUCCAAAUUCAUUAUCAUGGGGACAAAUGUUACCAUCAAAAAUUGAAUCAAACUUGCCUCCUUAUCCUCCAAAUAUAAAAGCAAAAGAUGGGCAUUGGCAAGUGGUUAAUGGAACUCGUUUUAAGUUUUUUGUAUUCUCAGCUUAUUACGAUAGGCGUGAUGGACGUAUGUUAAGAAUAAUAGGUGCAACUAAGACUAGAAGUCCAGAAAAAGUCUGGUGUCGCAUGUGGUAUCCUUUAGAUGGAAAUAAUACUAAAUUCCGUUCUAUUUCUGUAAUGGCGAGAGUCAAAGUUAUUAGAGAAAAUUGGAAUCUCAAAUAUAGUGCUUGUUUUAUCCUUUGUCCAUUACGUUUAUCAUACUUAGAUGUUCCGUACUCUGUUAGUGUGGUGAGCAAAUUACGUAUGCCUCCUGGAAAUAUUUUACUGUUGCGAAACACUGAUUCUGAUCAAGACUUUACUAAUCGAAGUUAUGCUGACAUACCAAAUAAAAUUGCAGUUUGUGUUAAGCCUCUACAUUUUAAUUACGACCAAGCGUACUACAUGCUUGAGUUCUUGGAGUUAAAUAAUCUUUUAGGUGUGACACAUUUUACAUUUUACAAUCAUACUAUUGGUCCAAAAGCAAACUGCAUCUUACAGCAUUACAUGGAAGGAAAAAUUCCACAAACUUUUCUAGUCAAUUCACUUUUACGGCCUAAUAGUGGCGAUAAAAAUUCAACGGGCGAUUUAACAUCGCAUAAUGACAAUUUAACAACAAUUCGAAGUCCAAAAAUCACUGUUGAGAUUUUGCCUUGGAAUUUAAAAAUGAAAUCACAGAAAGAAAUAAGAACCGAAGGACUAUUUAGCUCACUGAAUGACUGCUUAUAUCGAAAUAUGUAUAGAUAUUCGCACGUUGCAUUGGUAGAUUUAGAUGAAUUUAUUAUUCCAAGGCAUAAUGAUACAAUUAGCGAUUUACUAGAUUGGCUCUCAAAAAGAGUAAACAAUAAAAACACGGGUGCAUAUUCAUUUCAAAAUGCAUUUUUCUACUUACAAUUUGCAAACGAUGAAUCAAUUUUUGACAAGCGAAUACCAAACUCUCAAUUAAGAGCUACUCUUGUAACUCAAAAGAAAACUAGAAGGAGACAAAAGCUUCAUCCACAAAAACAAAGGUCAAAAUAUAUUUGUAAACCUGAAGCUGUGAUAGAAGCGGGAAAUCAUUUUGUCUGGGAGUUCAGACCUUCAAUGGGAUCAUUAAACGUCCCAUCCAAUUCUGCCAUACUUCAUCAUUAUCGUGUAUGUGAGUUUGGCGGAUCUGAUUGCAUAAAAUCUCCUUCGGUAGAAGAUAAAACUGCUCAUAAAUAUAGUAGUAGACUAGUCGAAAGAGUAGGUUCUGUUUAUGAAUAUUUAAAAGACACUUGUAAACUUCCCAAUCUUCCCCUGACCCCGACAAAAGCACCACCUACACGUUCGAAAUCAUUACGAAUUGGAAAAUUAGGAAAAAAUGUUGUAAACACGACAACAAACAAUUUAGAAAAAAAUGAUGUAAAAAUUAAGAAACUUUCCUUUUCAUAAGCAAAUCAGUCAUUGUUUAUUUGAUUAUGAUUAUGUUUUUUGAUUGUGAAUAAAAAAAGAUAAUUUUAUGAAAUUAGGAAUUUGCAGAGAUUUUUUUUAAUUCAUAAAAAAAAAUUAAUGGCAUAAUGAGCUGAUUUUUAAUUAUCGUGCACCCCAUACUGCUCAUAUACAAAACUUGUUAUGA
This is a messenger RNA of Chironomus riparius, 2429 nucleotides long. NCBI's taxonomy places the organism in Eukaryota, Metazoa, Arthropoda, Insecta, Diptera, Chironomidae. The record is from the annotation of a GenBank genome assembly.